AUGCUCCGGCAUGGCCUGGGUCUGCACAGACGAGGGCCCCAGGCGGGGGAUGUGCUACCUUCUCGCAUAGACAAUCCAACAGCAAGUCUGCCGUCGUCGAUAGGACCGACCGACGUCGCCACUGCAGACCCUUCGGCCACUGCCCCUAUCGUCACCGCCGAGGCUGUCUCUGGUUUCACCACUAUAACAGAAAUACAGACACUGGCAAAGAGCACCGACACGGGCGAGACCACAUUUACCACCGAAGUGACCAAGACCAUUACCAACUCAGCUGAAUAUGCCUCGAUCACGUCUGUGGCGGCAGCAGCCUCUUCUUCGUCUACCACUCGCACGACCACGUCGACCACGCCGGCUGCCGCAACGAGCAGUGCCGCAGCCAAGCAAUCCAACUCGAAUCUUUCCACACUCAUCCCAGCUAUUGUCGUCCCACUUGCGGUCAUACUGUUGGCAUCGUUGGCUGUGUUCUGGUUCUUCAUGAGGCGGAGACAUAGAAGGGAGUUGCAAAGCCAGCCAGAGUUUGUCAUGACAGGCAAAGGAGAGAAGCUGAAUAGCCGCUCUAGCAGUAGCAGGUCCACCACGUCGAACCCGGGGCCAUCUGAGAAGAAAUCACCCGUCGUUUUCCAGAAUGAACUACCAUCUGCUAUAUCACCGCCGACUACAACGUCAGAGUGGCCGCCCACUCAGGUUGGCGGCGUCCGACCACAGACACCCCAAGGACCGGGCUCUGCAGGACACGAUCGGGUUCUUGAACAACAACGAACUUUAACGGCAAAUUCCCCGUACAGAAACUUCAGGGGUCCAGGCCAAGGACUGCCAGUCCAUGGUCCGCGACCGGCCACAGCUGGACGACCUGGACCACCUGCCUCGGGCAGAGAUCAAGGCAGGAAUAGAAACAGAAGUAAUAGCACACCGGGGCAACGGGGUCAACCACCGCCGCCAAGAUCAGGUCCUAGCCCAGUAUCCAGAAUAGCCCCGAGCCCAGUCCUUCGGAGUGGACCAAGCCCAGUACCGCUACAGACGAGCCCAACACAUUCGCCUCUACCCUCGUCCUCGGCUUUUCGCUUCCGCGACCCUUCGCCCACCAUGAACCUCAGCAACAGAGCACAGGCGCCCUCACGCCUGGCAGCCCCGCCACCUGGUGCCUUUAAUGGUGCUUCUUCCAUCUCUCAAUACUCGCCUAUCGUGAAAGACACUCCAACGAUACCGAAGGUAUUGGCAGGCAAGCGCGCACCGCCACCGAUCAACACGGCCGAUCUGCGUGAAACUACCAAAUCACCGGGCUCUAAUAGUCCAGCCGGCCAUGGUCUCACGGAAGAGAACAUGCGCAUCGCGCGCCUAGCCAACUCUUCUCGCCUGGGACACACUCCGGCAGAGCCCAGUCCAUCUCCCAAACUCCCUCCACCGGCCACUCGCUCACAACUAAUACCCCGAGAGAGCCCGAAGGAACACCAAGACCGCUUUUUCGGCGGCAGCGGAAGCAGUCAGUCUGCGGGCCCGAAGACAGCUGCAUCGAGCCACUACCCCUCCAAACGAGCCAGCGUUGUGUCAGAUGCUGACGAGUAUGAAGACAUCGAUGCCAAGUCAGACGUGAGCAGCUUGAACGAGUUUGAACGCUUCGACUUUGGCACGGGCAUCGGCAUUGGGAGCGGGAGAGGCAGCCCAGCCGGAAACUCCUUGACCUACUUUGCUGCAACCAACAGUCCGGCCAGUGAGAGAGGGAGCGCGUUUGGCACGACAGGCGUGCACGAACGCUGGUGA
Messenger RNA from Cladophialophora carrionii CBS 160.54, 1758 nucleotides. RefSeq lists its product as uncharacterized. The record is from RefSeq and is a predicted model, not a curated record. The transcript has a single exon. The coding region runs from base 1 to 1758 and encodes 585 amino acids. Lineage: Eukaryota; Fungi; Ascomycota; Eurotiomycetes; Chaetothyriales; Herpotrichiellaceae.